Molecule: messenger RNA, 1733 nt
Organism: Xyrauchen texanus (razorback sucker)
Lineage: Eukaryota; Metazoa; Chordata; Actinopteri; Cypriniformes; Catostomidae
Product: elongation of very long chain fatty acids protein 7-like
Exons: 8
Coding region: 78-944 (288 amino acids)
Biological process (GO): fatty acid elongation, polyunsaturated fatty acid; fatty acid elongation, monounsaturated fatty acid; fatty acid elongation, saturated fatty acid
Cellular component (GO): endoplasmic reticulum; endoplasmic reticulum membrane
Molecular function (GO): fatty acid elongase activity
Source: RefSeq, a predicted model, not a curated record
AGGCGGUGUAUUAUUGACAGCCGUUGGAGAAGCGGAUUAAAUCCAGCCAGUGAGAAGAGAAGCCAGGACCAUCAAACAUGGCUUUCAACACACUAACCUCAAGAGCUGUGCUCCUAUAUGAUGAGUGGAUCAAGGAAGCAGAUCCACGGACAGCGGACUGGCUCCUGAUGGCGUCCCCGUUCCCCCAAACAAUCAUCAUCGCAACCUACAUCUACUUUGUGACCUCACUGGGCCCUCAGCUAAUGGAGAACCGCAAGCCAUUUGACCUCAAGCGACCAAUGAUCAUCUAUAACUUUGCCAUUGUGGCGUUUUCCAUUUACAUGAUUUAUGAGUUCCUCAUGUCCGGUUGGGCGAAUGGAUACACCUAUGGGUGUGACAUUGUGGAUUAUUCUAGCUCUCCUCAGGCUCUCAGGAUGGCAUGGACAUGCUGGCUGUACUAUUUCUCCAAAUUCAUUGAGAUGCUGGACACCGUAUUCUUUGUCCUGAGGAAAAAAAACAGCCAAGUAUCUUUCCUCCAUGUGUAUCAUCACUCAAUCAUGCCAUUCACCUGGUGGUUUGGAGUCCGAUUUGCCCCAGGUGGUCUGGGAACUUUCCAUGCCCUUCUGAACUGUAUUGUCCAUGUCAUAAUGUACACCUACUAUGCUCUCUCUGCUCUGGGACCGGCCUACCAGAAGUACCUGUGGUGGAAAAAGUAUAUGACCACAAUCCAGCUGAUCCAGUUUGUGAUGGUGACCGCCCACAUCGGCCAGUUCUUCUUCAUGAAGGACUGUCCUUACCAGUUCCCCGUGUUCCUCUAUGUUAUUGGUCUGUAUGGGCUGAUCUUCUUGAUCCUGUUCCUCAAUUUCUACUAUCAUGCCUACACCAAGGGCAAGAGGCUUCCGAAAAUUCUCCAGAAUGGAACCAGCCAGCAGAACGGAAACUACCUACAUAAGAAGACGGAGUAAUUAUUUCCUCGGCCACCUAAAAAUGAACUUCUAACCUAAAAGUUGGAAAAUUUCAGUAUGUUUUAGGUUCCACUCCCUGUUUUAUGUUAAAACUAUUGAGGAAUACCACUGUAUCACUGGAUUUCAUAUUUCCAUAUGUUUCACUAGAGGUGCUAUCCUCAUUUUUGUCUUCACUCAAGGCUUUGAAAUGAGAAUGGGGUGGGAUACCGUUUUUUGUUUGUUCUAAUAUCCUCUACCUGUAAAUAUGAGUUCUCCGCUUUGGAAUAUGAUUGAACUGCUGGCCAAAUCUGAAAUGAGGUAAUGAGAGCAUGUUGGAAGGUGAUUAGAAGUUUAUUGCUGAAUGGGUUUUUGAACGUUGUGUUUUGGUUUUAACUAAAUGAGCCUGAGGCCCUUUUAACAUUGAGAAACUCUUGACUGAUAACCUGGCUGUGCUCGAACCUCCAAAUUCCACAGAAGUGACGUCAUAUGAAAGUUAUGCAACACUGUCUAAAUGAUUUGACUAUUUAUUUGAUUGUUUAUUUAAUGUUAACCACUUCUUAAUGUGAUCUUUUAAAAAAAUAAUUUGUGUGUGUGUGUCUGUGUGUUAUAUAUAUAUAUAUAUAUAUAUAUAUAUGUAUGUGUGUUUCUGAUUAACUGUUAUGGUUUUAUGUACUUGACCGAUCUGAGCAAGGGAAUAGCAAGAAUGGAUUGAUGCUCUGUGACAUUUUCCUAGUUUUUGUCGUUUUUUUAAACCUCCUAAUUUUGUUUAAAACAAACUGAAGUGUUUUAUAAUGAAACAAAAUAAAUUAU